Messenger RNA from Fundulus heteroclitus (mummichog), 3006 nucleotides. Its product is annotated as interleukin enhancer-binding factor 3. Lineage: Eukaryota; Metazoa; Chordata; Actinopteri; Cyprinodontiformes; Fundulidae. Gene Ontology annotation, cellular component: precatalytic spliceosome. Gene Ontology annotation, molecular function: double-stranded RNA binding; single-stranded RNA binding. The transcript is spliced from 20 exons. Bases 159 to 2705 code for a protein of 848 amino acids. The record is from RefSeq and is a predicted model, not a curated record.
UCCAUUCCAACAGCGGUAUCGCGUGAAGAAAAAGUGCGAAGUUAACGGUGGUGAAUUUUUAUGUAAACCCGACAGAAGAAAAAAAACUAAGAGGAAGUUCAUCUUAAAGGUCUGAAACCGUUUAUCUGUUCGGUUCCACAGGAGGCAGAAGGGACAGCAUGGCUGCGGAGUGGGACGAACAACAGGCCUAUGAGGAGCUGCUGUACUGGGACAGACUGAUCCAGGAAGGCCACCGCCUCCUUCCUGAGGACUUUGACAGAUACGAGGAGCUGCGCUACUGGUACGACUGUCUGUGCUACGAGGACGAGCUGAGACAGUACCAUCAAUACAUGGCUGUUGUAAAAGACGUGGAGGAUCAAUGGAAAAUUGAGGAGAUCAUGGCCCGUCCAAAAAAAGGCGGCCGUCAGAAUCGCCUUGUGAUGACUAAGCACUUUGAAGUGUACCCUUCGUCAGAGGAGCUGCAGAGCGUGCAGACGAUUAUUUCCCACGUGGAGCACGCCUUUAAAACGGUGUCUGAACAGGUUGAUGGCGGGAGAGGUGAAGAACGUGUUUUGCGUGGCCUCAUGCGGGUCGGCCUGGUGGCCAAAGGACUCCUGCUGAAAGGGGACAAAGAGCUGGAACUGGUGUUACUUUGCUCCAACUGGCCGACAGUCACUUUGUUGAACCGAGCGACUGAACUGUUAACUAAACAGCUGGAGUUGAUUUCAGCUGGAACAUACACCGUAAGCCCAUGUCCAGAGGAGGCGGCCAUAUUUGUGAAAAGCACCAAGGAGUCAGCCCUGACUCUUGUCAUCAACCUCACAUCACCUCUCGUCCGGACGGAGCAGCCGACCAACACUGCAGAGGAGAAAGAAACGCAAACAGUCAACGAUCCGCCGGACGUUCUGGACAGGCAGAAAUGCCUAACUGCCUUGGCGUCUCUCCGCCACGCCAAGUGGUUCCAGGUUAAAGUCAGCAAUCUGAGUUCUGCCGUCAUCGUGAUCCGGAUAAUGAGAGAUCUGUGUAAACGGGUUCCUGAUUGGUCGCCCCUCUCAGAAUGGUCUCUUGAACUGCUGGUGGAGAAAGCAAUCGGCACAAGUGAGCGGCCGAUGGCAGUGGGCGAAUCCUUACGCAGAGUCUUUGAGUGCUUCUCCACUGGAAUCCUCUUGGAAGAUGGGCCUGGUGUAAAGGAUCCGUGUGAAAAGGAGGCUGUUGACGCCACCGCAAAUCUGACUGCGCAGCAGCGCGACGACAUCACCAAGAGUGCUCAGUUGGCCUUGAGGCUGUGUGCAUUCGGGCAGAUGCACAAGGUGCUGGGGUUUGACGACAAACCGCCGAAAUUGCUCAGAUAUUUGAAAUACAGCCACAAAGACAGCGCAGGCCAGAUCGCUCCUGUUUCUCAGUGCUUCCUCCCACCUAAGAGGCCUUACUCAGCCGUGGAGGAAGAUAAGGAUGAGUCCAAACCAAACGUCAAAGAGAGGAAGUUUGAGAAAGGCUUUCUAACGAAGCAUUUUGAUCCGAACAUGAAUCCUGUGAUGCGUCUCAACCAGUACCAGUCUCGCCUGGAGUACCGGCUGGUCUCUCAGACGGGUCCGGUCCAUGAGCCCGUGUUUACCAUCUCCGUGGAUGUGAAGGGAAAAACCUACGAGGCGUCGGGACCUUCAAAGCGGGCCGCCAAGCUCAACGUUGCCAUCAAGGCCCUGAAGGACCUUGGUCUUCCAACAGGCCUGGAGUCUAAAUCUGAGUCGAGUGGAGAUGCUGAUGGUUCACAGAAAUCAGACUCAGCUGCAUCCUCUACCACACCGGAGGAGGUUGGCCAGGGUCCCCUCCUAACUAAAAACGGGAAGAAUCCUGUGAUGGAGCUCAACGAGAAGCGCCGCAGCCUCAAGUAUGUCGUGCUUCAAGAGACCGGAAGGUCCAGCGCCAAGUCCUUCGUCAUGGAGGUGGAAGUCGAUGGGCAGAAAUUUCAAGGAAAAGGCUCCAAUAAAAAGGAGGCUAGAGCUCGCGCUGCCCUUGCUGCCUUGGAAAAGUUGUUCCCAGAUGACGAUCGGGCUUCAACUAGCAACCGAAUUAUAGCAAAGAAGAAGGUCGUCUACACCGACAUGCACAUCCCAGGAUUCGGCACAAUCCGCGGUAUUCCGUCAGAUACUGGGUCUCGAAGCUGGGGUCCCAACAGAGGGGGCCUAGCCAGGGGCCGGGGCAGAGGUCGGGGCCAGCCGUUUGGAGCAGGGCCCAGCUAUAACAAAACUAACUACAGCUAUGAGGGCAACUCUGGUGCAGGCUACCACAAACUGUACGGUAACAGCGCCGCCAGCAGCUCGGCCAAAUGCUCCGACAUGGCCGGAUCGGACGGCGCCAGCGGCUACGGCACCUUUUACCCAGAGAGCAGCUCCACCUACUCCUCUCCACCCGUUUCCAGCGGCGGCGGCGGCGGCACAAAGGGACAAAGCUACCACUCCAUGCCUCCGCCCGUGGACCAGCAGAGCCCAUACAGCUACGGCUACGGAGAGGAGAAGAAGAAGAUGCUGACCCAAAGCGGUCCUGUGGGUCAGGGAGGAAGCUCCGCGUACAGCACCGCCUAUCCCAGUUCUGUUACAGGAGGACAUUCCUACGAUAGCUACGGUUGGGGGAACCCGUCCAGCUGGGGGAAUCCACAGGGUUUCAGCACGUACCAGAACUUUGAAGGACAGAGCCAGGGCUCAUACUCUGGAUACAUGAAUUACUGAUCCUUCUACAUGACAAUACUGCUCAUGUUUUUUUUUAAUGUCAGCGUCUUCAGCGUAACGAUAAUCCAGAGAAACCACUCGUUCUGUGGGAUUUUGUUGUUUCGUGUCAUCACUUGACUCGUGUGUGUUUUUUUUUUUUGUUUUUUUUUUAGUAGUUUGACGUUGGGUGAUCCGGGUUUCUUCUGCUAACGCCCGUCACUGCAGUUUGAAUCUCUUUGUUUUUUUUCGUUCUCCAUCAGGAUGUGAUUCUGAUGCAAAUGUUUGUUGGUGACAAUAAAAAAAUGCUCUAACCUUGUUCUAA